AAGGUCUUCAGCUUGGCCAUAUUUUUGUUUCGGUGGAAUCGACUCGACGACCAAGUUCAGGCGACGACUCCGGCUCUGAAUUCCAGAGCGAAGAUUUGGAUUCAGAGAGAGACAGAGACAAGAAGCAAGUUCGUUUAAUCUUCGUGAGAAAUCCAGUAAUGUGCCUUGUUGAUCUGUGAUCGAUUCCACGAACUCUGAGUAAUUUCUUUGAGAGAUCAUUCCAUUUCCCCCCUUUGUGUUUCUUACACCAUUCGUCACUCUCCCCGAUGGCGCAUCGGAGAACGAAAUUCCUCUUCGUUGUUUGUGCCGUCUGCUACGUUCUUUCCGCCAUUGCAGGGAAGAGCUAUUACGACAUACUGCAAGUGCCGAAGGGUGCGUCAGAAGAGCAGAUCAAAAGGGCGUAUAGGAAGCUCGCUCUGAAGUACCAUCCUGAUAAGAAUCAGGGAAACGAGGAAGCCAGUAAACGAUUUGCGGAGAUUAGCAAUGCUUAUGAGGUUCUAUCCGACGGAGAGAAGAGGAACAUUUAUGAUAGAUACGGAGAGGAGGGUCUGAAACAGCAUGCUGCAAGUGGAGGUAGAGGUGGAGGGAUGGGGAUGAACAUUCAGGAUAUUUUUAGUCAGUUUUUUGGCGGAGGAGGUGAUAUGGAAGAGGAAGAGAAAAUUCCUAAAGGUGACGACGUAGUUGUGGAAUUGGAUGCGUCAUUGGAAGAUCUCUACAUGGGUGGUUCAUUGAAGGUAUGGAGGGAGAAGAAUGUAUUGAAGCCAGCACCGGGUAAGAGGCGUUGUAAUUGUAGAAAUGAAGUCUAUCACAAGCAGAUUGGUCCUGGAAUGUACCAGCAGAUGACAGAACAAGUCUGUGAGCAAUGCCCCAAUGUCAAAUUUGAAAGAGAAGGAUAUUUCGUUACUGUUGAUAUUGAGAAAGGGAUGCAAGAUGGGCAAGAGGUCACUUUCUAUGAAGAUGGUGAGCCAAUGAUUGAUGGAGAAGCUGGAGAUCUUAGGUUCCGCAUACGCACGGCACCACAUGACAUUUUCAGAAGGGAAGGCAAUGACUUGCAUGCCACGAUCACCAUCACACUGGUACAAGCCCUUGUUGGUUUCGAGAAAAGUCUCAAACACCUUGAUGAACAUUUAGUCGAAAUCGGAACAAAGGGAAUUACAAAACCCAAAGAAGUAAGGAAGUUCAAAGGAGAAGGCAUGCCAUUGCAUUUCAGCACAAAGAAAGGCGAUCUCUAUGUCACAUUUGAGGUCUUGUUUCCCACAUCACUAACAGAGGAUCAGAAGACAAAUAUCCAGAAAAUUCUGGGUUAGUUAGCAGCAGGUUAUAUAGAUUUUGCAAUUCUUUUUCUUUUUUUUUUUUUGUUGCGCUCAAGCUCAAAGAUGCAUGCAUACCCAUUGUAGUAGACUGAAAGAUCAUUAAGAAAAUUUGGUAAUUGCUGAGCCCUGCAGAGUUUUGAUUGAUUUAUUUAACAAUGAUGUUAUCUAUGAUGAUAUUGAUCUUUGAUGUUGUUAACGGA
Messenger RNA from Cucurbita pepo subsp. pepo (vegetable marrow), 1513 nucleotides. NCBI's taxonomy places the organism in Eukaryota, Viridiplantae, Streptophyta, Magnoliopsida, Cucurbitales, Cucurbitaceae. The record is from RefSeq and is a predicted model, not a curated record.